AUGCUCUCUGAGAAUUUAUCAAGAGCAUUCUCCCAAACGGGGGUAAUAGAUACCGCCAUAUUCCGCAACCCGUUUGUCGACCGAAUGAGCCAAAAGAAUACCCUUAUUGGAUUCCUGGUAACCCGCCCUGCACCCUGUCUUACCAUCUUCUUCUUAGAGCCACAGACUGAAGCUCAUCCAGGUAUUGGCCAUAUCAGAGGGUUUGUGGCCAACUCCCAGGAAUUACUUACUCGCGCAAGGCAAUACUUUGGAGAUACACGCGAGCCCUUUGCAAUAACCAUAGCGAAUCAAUUGUUCUAUAUCAUCACUAACUCUAACGAUGUGUCUUCUGUGUUUCGAAAUUCGACCUCCUUAACCUUUGAAAUAUUUGCUCAGGAGAUCUUGCACGACCUUGGUUGCUCUGAGUCGUCGAUUAAGCAGAUGUACGGUGAUCCGGAUCCGACUGAAGCAGGCAGCCAGAAGCCUCAUACCAAAUCUCCAAGUCGAAUGGCUCGCGAUUUCCACCACCACCAACUCUUCCCUGGAGGUCUUCUGGAUACUAUCAACAUAAAAUUCAUUCAGUAUUUCAAAGGGAGCCUUGAUCUUGAAUAUCUCACUUCGCAGCCAAAAUAUGCCACUCGAAUCGCCUCAGAUGCAGUCCAGGUUUCUUUGUUUGAGAUGUCAUCCGAUCUUUUUACCAACGCUGCACAGGACGUUUACUUCGGCAAACUUCUCCGCAAGAUUGCACCUAACCUGGCAUAUGACCUCCUAGAAUACGAUGAUCUUGCCUGGCAGGUACUGUUCCGCUAUCCGCGAUUCCUGAGCACAAAGAUGGUAUCGGCACGAAAUAGAGUCUUUGAUGGUCUGGAGAAGUAUUUUGCCUCUCCUACCGAUGAGCGACAGGACACCGUUUGGUUCACACCAACUUUAGAGAAGGAAAUGCGCAAUGCGGGCCUCAAUAACAGAGAUAUUGCUAUUAUGAUGAUGACCAUUUAUUGGGGACUAAGUACAAACACCCGAAAGAGUGUUUUCUGGGUUCUUGCGUACAUUAUCUUUGACGCGGAACUUAUAGCGACCAUUCGUCGUGAGGUUUCUGCCGCGUUUGAGGGUGAAAAGAUAGACGUGGAUCACAUUACAGAGAAUUGCCCCCGCUUACGAGGUGUCUGGGACGAGACUCUUCGCACCACUGCAUUUUCAUCUUCAGUUCGCUAUGUAGCGGAAGACACUGUUAUUGGCAACAAGAUACUGCGAAAGGGUCAUCGUAUUAUGAUGCCUUACAGGCAGCUCCACUUAGAUGAAUCCAUAUUUGGGGAGCGCGUGGCGGAGUUCGAUAGUGAGCGAUUCGUCAAGGAUACCCAACUACGCAGAUAUAAUAUGGGGUUUGGAGGGGGCGCAACACAAUGCCCAGGCCGUCACCUUGCGAGACAGGUGGUCAUGGUAUUUGCCGCAAUGCUGGUUUAUCAAUUCGAUGUAGCUCUUGAUCCACCCGACCAGGAAUUUCCCAAGGCCGAGGAGAAGAUUCCCGUGCUUGGAAUAAUUGGUAUCAAGACCGACCUCAGUCUCAGCUUGACCAAAAGAGACUCUUCUAAAGUAUAA
Molecule: messenger RNA, 1575 nt
Organism: Microsporum canis CBS 113480
Lineage: Eukaryota; Fungi; Ascomycota; Eurotiomycetes; Onygenales; Arthrodermataceae
Exons: 4
Coding region: 1-1575 (524 amino acids)
Molecular function (GO): heme binding; iron ion binding; steroid hydroxylase activity
Source: RefSeq, a predicted model, not a curated record